AUGCAUAAAAUUCAAGGUAGCGUAAGAAAUGACGAAACUGACGAUUACGAUCCUGUGAAAUACAGACCGUCAGAGCAGAUAACUUCUACGACUUUUGCGACGUUUAUGCAUUUAUUAAAGGCUGCUAUCGGAAGUGGAAUUUUAUUUUUACCAUACGCUUUUAGAAAGACUGGAUAUAUUGCUGCCAUUACUUGUAGCAUUCUCGUAGGCAGUAUAAGCAUUCACACGGCUGUUUUAACGGUGCAAUGCAGCCAGAUCCUGUGCAAGCGCGCGCGCAUACCCUCGCUGAACUUUGCGGAAACGGCCGAGGUCUCGUUCGGCCUGGGACCGGAACCCUUUCGAAAGUACGCCAAUGCAUUUGGCGUCGCGACCAACGUCAUCGUUUGCUUCGUGCAGUACGAGACUGCCGUGGUCUAUGCGCUCUAUAUCGCCUCCUCUUUACAACAGGUUAUCGAGUAUUUCGCCGAUGCACAUGUCGACGUUCGCUGGUACUUGAUGGCCUUGAUACCGAUCUUCAUCGCUUUUUCACUAGUACCAAACUUCCGAUAUCUGGUACCGUUCUCGGUGAUGGGCGCCGUUUUUCUCUUUUUCGGCUUCUGUUUGACCUUCUACUAUCUACUUUCGGACUUCCCAUCACCGUCGAGACUCGAGACCUACACCGACUACGAACAGCUGGCUAUCUAUUGUGGCGUCUUUCUUUUCGCUGUGCACAACAUGUCAAUACUCUUGCCGCUGGAGAACUCGAUGAUCCAUCCCUCAAUGAUGCCAGUUGUGCUGGGUAGCUCGAUGAUCGUCAACGUUUGUAUCUACAUACUAUUUGGUUUCCUGGGUUAUAACAAGUAUCCAGAUGCGUGCGACACGGUUAUUAUGAAUCUGCCUCUCAAUGAAUUGCCAGCGCAAAUGGUAAAAGUCUCAAUUGUCCUAUCAGUCUUAUGCACUUACGGUCUUCAAUAUUAUGUGCCUAUAACUAUUUUAUGGCCAAUGAUUGCAAAGAAAAUUGGCGAUAACAUAUGCUAUGAAAGAUGUUUCCGCAUAGGCGGUGUUAUUAUUUGCACUCUGCUGGCAAUAGCUCUGCCACACAUGGCGUCGCUUCUGGGUCUGUUUGCAGCAAUAAGCAUGACAACCGUGAUGCUUCUAAUCCCCAUAUUGAUUGAGAUCGCAACCAAGUGGAAUUAUCUUACAGGCUGCAAAGGCAGGAUUAUGAUCAUCAAGAAUAUUGUCAUCAGCAUCGUUUGGCUAAUGCUUCUGAUUUUCGGAACUCUGGAAAAUAUAAAUUCUAUCAUCCGUCAAAAAAGCGGCGAUGAACCAGUUACAUCGGACAUGUGCUCCACAUCGUAA
This is a messenger RNA of Phymastichus coffea, 1338 nucleotides long. Its product is annotated as proton-coupled amino acid transporter-like protein pathetic. The record is from RefSeq and is a predicted model, not a curated record. Gene Ontology annotation, molecular function: amino acid transmembrane transporter activity. Lineage: Eukaryota; Metazoa; Arthropoda; Insecta; Hymenoptera; Eulophidae. Gene Ontology annotation, cellular component: vacuolar membrane. Gene Ontology annotation, biological process: amino acid transmembrane transport. The coding region runs from base 1 to 1338 and encodes 445 amino acids. The transcript has 7 exons.